This is a messenger RNA of Teleopsis dalmanni, 3120 nucleotides long. RefSeq lists its product as uncharacterized. NCBI's taxonomy places the organism in Eukaryota, Metazoa, Arthropoda, Insecta, Diptera, Diopsidae. The transcript has 2 exons. Bases 1 to 3120 code for a protein of 1039 amino acids. The record is from RefSeq and is a predicted model, not a curated record.
AUGAGAGAAAAAGUAACACCCGUCCAAACAAGUCAGCAACAAUCUUUGAACACAACAGACAAUGCAACUGCUCAAAACACAAAUGCCAACAUCCCACAAACAUUAUCAUAUGCCCAAGUUACGCGUCAAACACCUGUUGAAUCUAACUCUUACAACCCAGAACUCGCAGAGUUAAAAGAAAUGAUGAAAACAUUGAUAACACAAAUGUCAGGAAUGAUGAACAUUUUAACGGCGUUGGUCACAAAAAUCAAUGGAUAUGAGAAUAAAAGAGUUCUAGUAUCAGCAGUUUUGCAACGUUUGACAGCUCAAAACUCUUUAUAUGACCAUCCAACAGUCCAAGCCAUUAAAAAUAUGCAUGACACAACAAAGGAAAGUCUAUGUGAACUUCAUAAUUUAAAUAUUGAAACAUCAACUUGGGAUCCAAUUUUAGUUCACAUACUACUAAAAAAGUUGGAUAAAAAUACACAUUGCAGUUUUGAACAAACUCUUACUAACCCAAGGGAGAUGCUCACAAUAAAACGAUUCUUAGAAUUUUUAGAAUUGAAAUUUCAAUCACUUGAGCCUAUAGGUCUAGGAGACAAUGCAGUAUAUAAACCCAACAAAAGGAUAGCCGUAACUAUGGUUUGUUCAGAUCUAUGUAAAGUUUGUAAUACAGAUAAACAUCCGAUCUACUAUUGCAAAAAAUUCAUUGAAAUGACUCCUCCUGAACGAUUAAAUUGGAUUCAACGACAAAAACUAUGUGUGAAUGGUUUCAAAUCCGAUCAUAAAGCAAAGGUUUGUGAAGCUGGAUCAUGUAAAAAAUGUGCCAAGAAGCAUAACACUUUGCUUCAUUUAGAGCAACAGUCACCUAAACCUUCAAGGGCACCAGCAACAAACACAAAGUCAACCACAACAUUGAUCAACGCUAAUGAAUCGCCAUCCAUAACAGCAACAACUAAUGCAAAGGGUACUCGUAAUUACGUUCUGCUAGCCACUGCAAAGGUGCGCAUUAUUGCAAACAAUGGACGAACGUGUGAUGUUCGUGCCAUACUCGACUCAGGGUCUCAAGUGAACCUAGUAACCCAAAGAGUAAUCAACAAGUUAUCUUUAAUUACCACAAAUUCAAAUCUAUCGAUCGAAGGUAUUGGCCGUCAAUUCGGGAACUCAAAAUCUCGCGUAAAUGUUGAACUGCAGGCUACUAAUGGAAGCUUCAGGACGAGACUAGAGGCAUUUGUAUUGCCACAAAUAAUAUCAGCACAACCGUCACGAGACCUAGAUAUCUCGGAUUGGCAGAUCCCACAGAAUGUAGAAUUAGCAGACCCCAGCUUUAACAGAUCUGGAAGAAUUGACAUGCUGAUUGGUGCUGAAUUCUAUCAUACUCUACUUCAACCAGAACAAUUGAUAAUAGGAAAGAAUUCGCCACUGUUACAAAAUUCGGUUCUGGUUGGUAAGACUAAAACUACAACAGAUAUUAAACCAACAUGCGCUAUUACUACAGGAGAAGUUGGUGAAAUGUCAGAAAUGAUAGAACGAUUUUGGAAGUUAGAUAACAUUGAGACUGCAGAAAGGGUUUUGACUUUAUCUGAGAAAUGGUGUGAAAAUCACUUUACAAAUCAUGUAAAGACAAAUCACGAUGGUCGUUUCAUUGUACGCUUACCCUUCCGCGAUGAUCCCACAACACUUGGUAGAUCGCGUGAGAUAGCAUUCAAUCGAUUUUGUUCUCUGGAAAGGAAGUUACAAAGGGACCCAAAUUUAUACAAGGAGUACAUAAAGUUCAUGGAUGACUACGAGUCAUUAGGUCACAUGGAAAAAGUUUGCCCGAAAGAUGUCAAAGGAGCACAAUAUUUCAUUCCUCAUCAUUGUGUCUUGAAACCUGACAGCACUAUAACCAAAUUGAGAGUUGUCUUUGAUGCAUCAGCAAAAACAUCAAGCGGUUUAGCACUAAACGAUAUUUUGCACAAAGGUCCAACAGUGCAAAGUGAUCUUUUUUCAAUACUGUUGCGUUUUAGAAUACACCGGUUUGUAUUUACGGCUGAUAUUGAGAAAAUGUACCGGCAAAUUCAAGUACAUGAUGAAGAUACAGCACAGCAGCUGAUAAUCUGGAGAAAAAGUGCUGAUGAUAGUAUACAAUAUUACCGACUGAAAACGGUUACAUAUGGAACGAAGUCAGCCCCUUAUCUUGCAACAAAAUGUCUUCAACACCUUGCGAAACAUAAUAUGACCAACUAUCCGCUUGGAGCACCUGCAUUACUUAAUGAUUUUUAUGUAGAUGACUGUUUAAGCGGAACUAACAGCAUCAUUACCGCCUUAGACACUCAACAACAACUUACGGAACUGCUCAGUAAAUCAGGAUUUAAGCUGAGGAAAUGGUGCUCAAAUAAUACACGACUCCUACAAAACAUUCCGAUAGAAGACCAAGAAAUCAACCUUGAUUUAGAUGACUCAGCCAUAAAGCCAACAAAAACAUUAGGCAUUAUUUGGCUCCCGAAAUCAGACGAAUUUUGCGGAAAGGCAGAGAUGUCAUCAGAGCAACCUAUCACGAAGCGGAUUGUGGCAUCGGACUUAGCUCGAAUUUUUGAUCCUUUGGGAAUUUUUGGCCCCAUUACUGUAACAGCUAAAAUAUUCAUGCAGGAAUUGUGGCAACAAAACUAUUCCUGGGAUGCGGAACUGUUACCUCAGGCUCAGCUAGAAUGGAAGCGUUUUAGAAAUGACUUACAAACAUUAAAUACUGUGAAAGUACCCAGACAUAUUUUUAAUUCGACGGUUCCCUGUUCGAUUCAAUUACACGUGUUUACGGAUGCAUCAGAGAAGGCAUAUGGAGCAGCUAUGUACGUGCGAGCAAUAUAUAAUGAUAACACAAUAACAUCGAGACUAUUGUGCGCCAAAUCUAGAAUAGCACCAUUAAAGAAACAGACACUUCCACGACUAGAACUCUGCGCAGCAUUGCUGGGAGUCGAAUUAGCAGAAAGAGUAAAACAAGAUUUAAAGUAUCAAAACGUGCCAACCUACUUUUGGUCCGAUUCCGAAAUUGUUUUGUCAUGGAUAAUAUCUUCAUCUGCCUCAUUGCACACAUUCGUAGCAAAUCGUAUUAGCAAAAUUCAAGAGAUGUCACAUGCUGAUCAAUGGCAUCAUGUGGCGUAA